AUGGUGAAAAAGAAAGAGCCAAGGAAAAGCAAUGGAGUCGUCGAGGAACUUUCGACAGAUCAAUUCUUCAACGAUCCAAACAAAUGGAAAGAUCUGCUCUCCGAAUAUGCUCACGAGAUGUACGAUUUCGCUACAAGCGUCGUUCCUCGAAGCAACGAUUUGCCGAAGGAUUUGAAACAAGAACACCCGGAGACAAGAUGGCAAAUGCUUGCCCAUUCGACAAGCCAAUUGAGAAAGGAUUUCAAGAAAUAUUCGUACUUGCUCGACAAGGAAAUCAUCUUGAAAGAUCGCGAAGAAAGAGACGUCGAUGAUGAUUUGGAGGAAGAUUCCUUGGACGAUGAAGACGAUGACGAGGAAGAAAGCGAUGAUGACGAAGAGAGGAAUGAAGAAGAUGAAAUCGAUGACGAAUCAGAAGGGGAUCUUUUCAAUAUGAGAGAAGAAGACCUUGAAGAUAUUGAUGAAAAGUUGCAAGCUAUGCAUUCGGAUGAAGAUGAAGAGAAAGAGGAAGAAGUGGCUCCAAAGGAAAAAGAAGCAAAUACUCCAAGCUAUAGAAAGACUGAAGUUGAUGACGCGUUUUUCUCGCUUCGCCGAAUGGAAGCCGAAUUAGAUGAAUUUGAACGACAGGAAAACGCUCAGCAAUUGGAGGGAAUUCUUGACAUCGAUGAUGAUCAAUCGAAGCCGUCCGAUUAUUCAUAUGAAGAUUUCUUCGGGAAACGGUCUGACGUGGCUCUGGAUGAAAAACCGACUAAAGGAAAGAAACGAAAAGUAGAUGCAGAUCAAGAGAAUGGGACGAAAUCGGGAAAGAAGAGGAAAUCUGUGUCUUGGGCUGAUGGAGAUAACGACGAAGAUGAAGAAUCGGAAGGGUCUUCGGAAAAGGAAAACGAAGAAGUCGAUAAUGGGGACGAGAAGGAAACCGAAAGACCAGUUCUAUUCGGAAAAGUCGAAGAAAGUGUCGAUGAAGAAAGCGGGUUACAGAAGCGAAUGAAAAAGAUCAGCAAUCGUAUAAAAGAGCUCGAGGAGGAGAAUCUUGCGCCACGUUCAUGGGAACUACAAGGAGAAGUCGCGGCCACAAAUCGAGACGAAGACACUCUACUACAGAAACACAUUCAAUUCGAUGCAUCAAAUAAACGACCUCCUGAAAUUACUGAAGACUUCACGGCUAAAUUGGAGGACAUCAUCAAACAGCGCAUCAAGGACAAGAUUUGGGAUGACCCUGUUCGGACUAGAAAGCUUACCGAAACUCUUGAGCCGUAUCGAAAUGAGCGAAUUGAAGAUCAACAAAAGAUGAAACAAUCACUCUCGGAGGUCUACGAAAAGGAAUUCCAGAAAAACUCCGGGCAAUUGAGCAAUGAUGGGCCUCAGAAGAAUCCAGCUCACGAGGAAGUUGAGUCGUUGAUGAGUGCACUGUUUCAGAAGCUUGACGCCUUAUAUCACUACGAGUUUGCUCCACCGCCGGUCAAGCCCGAGCUUAAAAUUGUCUCCAACAUGGCAGCUCUACAAGUUGAGGAGGUUGGAAUUAUGGCCUCUACGGAUGAACAAUUGUUGGCGCCAGAAGAAACCAAGAAACGACAAAAAGGAGAUCUUAAGGCUGAUGAUGAAAGAACCAAAACGGACAAACUCCGAGCAAGAAGAAAGAAGAAAAUCAGACAAAAGGUUAUGGCAAUGCGCGUAUUGGGCAGUGAGAAUGGCAAGAGUAACGACAAAUCACAGGAGAAGAAAGGAACAAAGGGUAAAUCUACAAAGAUGCGCUCGUCAGACUUUAUGCAAAAGCUCAAUCAAACCGUUCGCGAUGAAAUCGAAUCAAAGGCAAAGAAGUUGGAAAAGACAAAAGGACCCAAAAAGCUCCACAGCAUCUCCAACAAAUUCGUCCUU
Mesorhabditis belari is the source of this 1872-nucleotide messenger RNA. The record is from the annotation of a GenBank genome assembly. NCBI's taxonomy places the organism in Eukaryota, Metazoa, Nematoda, Chromadorea, Rhabditida, Rhabditidae.